Messenger RNA from Solanum dulcamara, 820 nucleotides. Its product is annotated as DNA-directed RNA polymerases IV and V subunit 4-like. The coding region runs from base 1 to 477 and encodes 158 amino acids. NCBI's taxonomy places the organism in Eukaryota, Viridiplantae, Streptophyta, Magnoliopsida, Solanales, Solanaceae. The record is from RefSeq and is a predicted model, not a curated record. The transcript has 7 exons. Gene Ontology annotation, molecular function: nucleotide binding. Gene Ontology annotation, cellular component: RNA polymerase complex. Gene Ontology annotation, biological process: DNA-templated transcription initiation.
AUGGUUGGCGUUAAUUAUUGCUGGAAUUGUUCUCUUCCUGAUAUGCCUAUUGUCAUUGAUUGCCUAGGUGAUUCAGGCAAAGCGAAAGCACCUCAUCCUUUGACGAUGAGACUUGAGCAAGAUCUUCCGGAAAAUACAGCAUGCCUAAUGGAUUGUGAAGCUGUUGAUAUUUUGAAAAGAUUCCAAGAGAGAAUGGUGGCAUUUUCUAUAAAACCACCUGUUUCAUUUGACAGGGGAUUGGAAUAUGCUCUAAGUAACAGGCUUUAUGAUAAUCCCCAGACUGUUAAACAGAUACUCGAGCCUCUAAAACAGCAUGAUGUUUCUGAUGGGGAGCUCUGCAUGAUUGCCAACUUUCACUUGGAAUCUGUUGAUGAAGUGCUUGCUCUUGUUCCCUCAUUGAAGACUAAAAAGAGCAAGCUGAUAGUUCCCCUCGAGAAUGUGUUGGCUGAACUAGCCAAACUUAGAAGGGCAACAUAAAUGGCUCAAGAAGAGCAUUCUAUGGUAUUUGUCUAGAGGGUUCUGCAUGUGUCACUUAAGGUCAUGACUAACAGUUGAGAAGCCAGCAACUCAUGUUGCAUUUCUUCUUCUAUCUUUCUUUUUCUCUACUUAUUAGCUAGGAUUUUCAGUGCCAACCAGAGGCGGAUUUGAAGUUUGUUGGUUCCUAUUAUGAUCUCAAAUUAAUAUAUACUGGUCGUUGAGUUCACAGACAAUUAUUUAGUGAAUUUUGAUGAAUUAAAAUGUCACAUCUGAAUUUUAAACUUGAAUAUAUAAUGUGUAACUACUAACAACCCAACCCACUAAUAAUAAUAUUGUCAACUUU